AUGGCCUCGCUUCCGCCAGGCCCCGGCAAGCAGCAACCAACACCUCCGACACUGUCGGACACCACGACCACGGCAACCCCUAUGGCUACCGUCAUUGUCCACCGCAAUGGCAUCCCCACCGCCAUACUGGUGCUGGCUACUGGCAUAAUUCGCCAACCUCACCCAUCCUCAUCCGAGAACGACUCUGCCUCCGACACCACCAAGAGCCCUGUUGACCCGCCUCUCACUGCCCGCCAACUCCGGUGGAAGCAUGCCGCAGACACGUUCCUCGCUCGCCACGACCGCAAAAGGACUAAACGGGCCGCUAAUCGGCCGCGCCAUACGCAUACACGGCCUACCCGGCCCGGCACAACCAGCCCCACCCCAGAAGUCACACAGCUCCCUCAACCGGCCGCGCCCCUCUCCGAUGACGACCGACCCAUCCACCCCAGAUCGACGCGCACCCCACACACCGCCACCCCCCCACGCAAAGCUACGCCACUCAAGACAAGUCCUACUACGCCAUCCGCACCGACUCAUACUCCCUCCCACCACUUCAAGCCGGCCAAAGGCUCAUCCACACAGAGCUCCCUUCCCGACAUAUGGCGUCAACCCCAGCACAACGCACUGGCGCCUCCUCCUAUCACCUCCCCAUAUACCAACGCUCCUAUCCCUGCACCCAUUACUGCCCAACAUGGGACUCCAUAA
This is a messenger RNA of Aphanomyces astaci, 687 nucleotides long. RefSeq lists its product as hypothetical. The transcript has a single exon. The record is from RefSeq and is a predicted model, not a curated record. The coding region runs from base 1 to 687 and encodes 228 amino acids. Lineage: Eukaryota; Oomycota; Saprolegniomycetes; Saprolegniales; Verrucalvaceae.